AUGUAUAUUUUAGCAAGUUUAGCGCUGUUUGCGUCGGCAGAAGCGUUUUUCCUCAAAUGGGGUUCCGAUUCGGGUAGCCAGUCUCAGAAGAGUUGGGUGCAGCCUAUGUCCCCGAAUAUGUCCCCCGCGUACCGAUACCAAUACAUGUAUCCGUACGAGUCUAGAAAGAUAUACCAGAUGCCGCCCCAGCAAUACCAACAGGAAUAUCAGCAGAACAUAGCCCCUAUCCCCAUAUCUGUCCCCGCCGGGGCCAGCCUCACACCGGUGUCCCUCCAGCACGUGCAACUCGUCCCCUGCAUGUGCCCCGUCGCCCCCGAGGAGGCGGAAAAACUCCAGGAGCAAGUCGGCCCCGGACCCUACGUCGCGCAGACCUACACACCAAAUUACUCCACCCCCCAACAGAUACAGAACCUCGACAACAAGACAACAAAACAAUAA
Molecule: messenger RNA, 438 nt
Organism: Aricia agestis (brown argus)
Lineage: Eukaryota; Metazoa; Arthropoda; Insecta; Lepidoptera; Lycaenidae
Exons: 2
Coding region: 1-438 (145 amino acids)
Source: RefSeq, a predicted model, not a curated record